AUGCACAAAAUUUACACCAGUCGGCUCAUCGACUGUACAACUUCCCUUUUCUCUCAUGCGCUACAAAGUGUUAUUGUAGUAGACACCAGACCCCCGGGCCUUCGACCCAACUACACGGAUGCGUCUAAGGUUGAGAAGUUUGAGCUUGCCCCAGAAAUAUAUGAAACCAAGACCGACUCUGUCCUGGCUUGGAAAAAAGCAAAGAAGCUCGGCCGAUUCGAUCCGGAUGCCCCAGCUGUACUAGCCGCACGGAUAGCCAAUCACGCUACUACACUUCACGAGCGUGGAAUUCAAGUUGGUAUGCGCUGCCGGGUUGGUGGAGAAGAUGAAAAGAGAGGGGAGGUCAUGUAUUGUGGGGAGGUAGAGGAAAUCGCGGCAAAAGACGAAAGUGGGAGAGGUGUAUGGUGUGGAAUAAAACUUGAUGAACCAGUCGGGAAAAAUGAUGGAAGUUUGGGGGGAAAGAGGUAUUGGGGAAACGCUGGAGAUGGAAAAUUUGGGGUCUUUGUUAGGCCGGAAAGAGUCGAAGUGGGAGAUUACCCUGUCCUUGAUGAUUUGAUGGAUGAGGACCUUGAUGAGAUUUAA
Messenger RNA from Glarea lozoyensis ATCC 20868, 582 nucleotides. Its product is annotated as Cap-Gly. Gene Ontology annotation, molecular function: microtubule plus-end binding. The record is from RefSeq and is a predicted model, not a curated record. Gene Ontology annotation, biological process: cytoplasmic microtubule organization. Gene Ontology annotation, cellular component: microtubule plus-end; nucleus; cytoplasm. Bases 1 to 582 code for a protein of 193 amino acids. NCBI's taxonomy places the organism in Eukaryota, Fungi, Ascomycota, Leotiomycetes, Helotiales, Helotiaceae. The transcript has 2 exons.